AUGGCCACCAACGGCGCCGACUCCAAGACCUACUUUGAACAGCAAAGACAACUCCUUAUCGGAGAUGUAGCGGCCAGUCUAGAGAAUGUUCUGCAAAACAUCAACAAACUAAAUCGGAGUCUGGAAGGUGUGAUAGCAGUCGGCAAUGAAUUCAGUCAGGUCGAAGGCCUUUGGUCUCAAUUCGAAAAUGUCAUGGCGGCCAAGGAGGCCGACAAGGACGAUCUCAACAGCUCAAGGGCUGGCGCUGCAGAGCGCUCGUGA
Molecule: messenger RNA, 261 nt
Organism: Ramularia collo-cygni
Lineage: Eukaryota; Fungi; Ascomycota; Dothideomycetes; Mycosphaerellales; Mycosphaerellaceae
Exons: 3
Coding region: 1-261 (86 amino acids)
Cellular component (GO): spindle microtubule; mitotic spindle; DASH complex
Source: RefSeq, a predicted model, not a curated record